UUGUCCCUGCCAACAUGGUCGCCACGUCGGCGGCGCUGGGCCUAUCUAGACUAUCAGCUGGCCGGCAUUUGAAGUGCACACCAGCACACAAACUUUGGACCGCGUUAACUCGGCCGUUGACGUCACGCGUUUCGUCCAGCUGUAUUUCUGUCGGUGUCGUCUGCCUCGGUGCUCUGAUAUGAGGAUCGUGGCGUCAUCAUUGGCGACAAUGAAAGCGGCACUCAAGUCACAUUGGGCCUGUCACAGCCUUGACGUGUGUUCAUCUAGUUGCGAUGCCGUUUUCGGGCCGCCUCUCUCGGUUUCGAUGUGCUCUUUCCCGGUGAGAUCUGCGACAAGGCGAUGAGGAUGAGUCAGAGGGCCUUUUCAAUCAAGGCUCGGGUUGACGCUGCAGGAAGCAAAAGCAACGCGCAAUCGGGCUCUCUCCCAAGACUAAACCCACAGCCCCGCACCGUGGUCUUCCAAACCAAAACACAGACGCACAAAAGCACCCCGGACAAGAAAUUCAAUCCAUAUAAAAAAACUGAAGAAAUUAAGCUGAAGUUGCCUCCAAUCAAUACUGUUUCGAAGACCAGGAUCCAUUCGUCAUACUCAAACAGCAUUAAUGAGCUGAAAAACCAGAACUAUGACCUGAAGCUGCAGCUGGUGGAAGUCAAAACGGAGACCAAGCUGUUGAAGAAAGUUCAGCAUCGCCACACAGUGGCACUGCAGCAAUUCCAAGACUCUGAGGAGGGUGUUUCUGAGGUACUAAAUCAGAACGACGGCGAGGUCAGAGACUUGCAAAAGUUGCUCUGUGGGACGCGGACCUGCCGUAACAACCUGGCCUGGAAGCUGCAGGUCACAGAGAAAGAGCUGACCAAUGUUAAAGACAGGAUCCAUCAUCUCCAGCAGAGGGUCAUUAAGGAGCAAGCUUUGCCGGCGAAGGACGAACUAUCUCGCAAGCUAACUGAGGUCUCCAUAGAGUUGCAGGAGAAGGACAAGCGAAUAAAUGAUUUAGAGAAAUGUAACAUAUUACUACGAGGCUCCCUCAAUCGCCAAGCAGCAACAGAGCAAAAGAAAAUCAACAUGGCCAGAAAGACAUCCUUCUGUCUACAAACACAAGUUUAUGAGUUAUCCAAGGAAACUCGGGACAUCAAAAGAGAGCUGGAGAUACACAAUAUUUAUGCACUCAGACUCCAGAACCAACCCAAAAAGAAAGGCAAACAAAACAAGAUGGUCCAGACUGAGGUGGUCGUCUCCACGCCUUGCAGUGAGGUUGAGAGUCGUGUUAAGUCGGAGAUUUCUGAAUCUGAUGAGAAGCAAACGUUUGCGAAACCUGCCUGUAAUACGGCCAUCGCUGAGAGACGCGUUUACCAGGAGAGUGUACCUCAGGAAUCGUAUACGAUUGAAGGUCCAAGGAGUGACCGAGAGGACACUGAAACUCCAGUUCCAGAGGUUGAGGAGAUCCCCACUCAGCCACCUGAGGUGAAGUCAAUUAUUGAGAAAGAAGUGACAGAAGAGAAGAAGCCAGACGUGCCGGAGCAGCCAGUGAAACAAGAAGAGACUGCGGUGGUUUGGUUCCCAACGCCACCUGAGCAGAAAGUGUUUGGACGCUCUAAACUCCAAAGACGUAAAUACUUUUUCUCACCAGUGGUUGAGAACUUGCAUAAGGGGAGACCAGCCUACCCCGGGCUCACCCUAAAUGAAUACAGAUUAUUACAGAGACAGAGGAAAGGCAUGAGUUUGAGUCGACCAUGUUCUUCAAAUUCACCAGCUUGGAAAUCAGAUUACGUAGAAGGUACCUCCCCGCGUACGAUCCAGACACCCCAACCCGAAGUGGUCCCUUUUGUUCCACCGGCAGUCUCUGAUUUGGAGUCAAACCAUGAUGUCUCAAAAACAUGAGCUCUGUUUAUUCAACGCUGUUGAGUAUAUGCCCUGCUGCCAUUUUGUACCAGCUGGUUUUAACAGCAGUUUAUUUUCAAGGAUCAGGAUUUAUUCUUUUUUACCCACUUGGAAUUAAAACUAGAUCUAGGCAUAACAAAUGCACACUCCCAACGCCAAAUCAGAUGAAAAUACACCUGCACACCAAUAAGUCUCUGGAGGUGUCAAUAAAAGCUAAGAUUUAGCUUGACAAACAUUAUUGGACAAUCUCUGGUGUGGUUAUCACUUUACCACUGACAAUAAAUAGUGAAGUAUUCCAGGUAUCAUUUAAUGAACCUGAGAGGUGUCAAUGUGUAGUCCCUACAAACAGAGCACUGAUUAUCAUUAAAAAUAAGAAAAUCAGUAAAAUUUUGAUAGAAUGCCUGCUACCUCCAUCCUCGUGUAUUGUUACUCAGUAUUUGUACAACUUGGAUUUAGGAAAACGAUCUGAACGCUUGAAGUUCAUUUAAAAAUAGCAUGCACAUGGAUUGUGUAUUUUUGACUAUCUUCCCUUUUACCUGAGCUACCUCAGCCAUUUUGAGUCCUAUGUUUUCUUUUUUAAAUCAUAGGACUCAUUUGGCAUAGAAUAAGUCCUAACUAUUUGGUUGAAAUUAGUGACGGGUAGAGCACUGAUUUGACCAUUGACCUUAUCUACCUCAGCCUUCUUGUGUUGGAUAUUCAAAAUAGGUGUCUUUCUCUGUCAAAGAGCACUGAAAGUUUGACUCCUGGUGGAGAAUGGCAACCUGUUAAAAUACCCGCAUUGGACAUGGCAGACUGUUGCCAAAUCCCUUGUAGUCCAUAGUCUAAAUGAGGACCUAACCAAGAACUUUACUCAUGGGUUGGGGAUUUAAAGAUGCAGGUUCAAGACCUAAGGAACAAAAAUGUACAAGAACAGAGAACUUGCUAUGGAUCAAUGGAAGCACUAUGUGCUUGGCACUCCCCAGGAGCCCUUGAGCAAGGAACCAACUCCCCAACAGUUUAGGGUAUGACUGCUUAUGCAGCUCCUUUACUCUUAAAUCACUCCCUUUGUACAUGUAUGUGUAUUCUGGUAUAUGUGCAUGCAGUAAAUUGCAGUACAGGAAUGAAAUAAUUUAUAUUAAAGGAAUGUUCUUUUUCUUAAAUCAGGCUGAUGAUACGGCAGAAGUAACUGCACUACA
Molecule: messenger RNA, 3053 nt
Organism: Phyllopteryx taeniolatus (common seadragon)
Lineage: Eukaryota; Metazoa; Chordata; Actinopteri; Syngnathiformes; Syngnathidae
Product: lebercilin-like
Exons: 7
Coding region: 340-1878 (512 amino acids)
Biological process (GO): intraciliary transport
Cellular component (GO): axoneme
Source: RefSeq, a predicted model, not a curated record